UUAUCGUACUCAGAGCCUCGUAUUGAGAGGUUUCUGAGCCAUAUAUAUUACCAAAAAACACCAAUAAUUAACCAUUUUAACGAUAAUUAUAUAUGAAUGCAGUUGAGGGGGUCGAGGAGGCAGAUUUGGGGUGGGAAAUCGGCAAACAUAAGAGGCUGAGAACGACAAUCUGGCAACGUUGGAUCAUUGGACUGGUUGGACUGAACGGGAAAAAAGAAGAUUCCCUGUUGAGUGUUGAGCCUCGCCACAGCCAUGAAGAAGGGGCCCAACAUCCUCAUCACGGGAACGCCCGGGGUUGGCAAAUCCACGCUAGCGCAGCAGCUUGGCGAGCGUACCGGCCUGGAGUGGAUCAGCGUGGGAGACCUGGCCAAGGACAACAACUUCUUUGACGGUUACGAUGACGAGAGAGACUGUCCCAUCCUGGACGAAGACAAGGUUUUAGAUGAGCUGGAGGACAUGAUCGAGGAGGGCGGGAAGAUCCUUGACUACCACGGCAGCGACUUCUUCCCCGAGCGGUUCUUCGACAUUGUGUUUGUGCUGCGAACAGACAACACCAUCCUCUACGACAGACUUGCCGCCAGAGGCUACACGGGGAAGAAGCUGGAGGACAACGUGGAGUGUGAGAUCAUGGCAGUGCUGCGGGACGAGGCAAAGGAGAGCUACAAGGAGGAGAUCGUCCAUGAACUACCCUCGAACACAGUGGACGACAUGGAGAACAACCUUGAACGGAUGAUAGUGUGGCUGGAGGCGUGGAAGAGGGAUAACGGAACUUGAGUGAGGGUUAAUAUAUGGUAAUUUAAGUAA
Eriocheir sinensis (Chinese mitten crab) is the source of this 804-nucleotide messenger RNA. It is a transcript of the gene Ak6, whose product is annotated as adenylate kinase isoenzyme 6-like. The record is from RefSeq and is a predicted model, not a curated record. Bases 253 to 774 code for a protein of 173 amino acids. Gene Ontology annotation, cellular component: cytoplasm; nucleus. Gene Ontology annotation, molecular function: ATP hydrolysis activity; ATP binding; AMP kinase activity. NCBI's taxonomy places the organism in Eukaryota, Metazoa, Arthropoda, Malacostraca, Decapoda, Varunidae. The transcript has 4 exons.